Messenger RNA from Callorhinchus milii (elephant shark), 1551 nucleotides. It is a transcript of the gene tmem234, whose product is annotated as transmembrane protein 234. The transcript has 4 exons. The record is from RefSeq and is a predicted model, not a curated record. Bases 235 to 696 code for a protein of 153 amino acids. Lineage: Eukaryota; Metazoa; Chordata; Chondrichthyes; Chimaeriformes; Callorhinchidae.
UAUUCUUUCUCUCUGACUCUCACCGUAUCAGCCCAUCAAUCUCACUACUUAUUGAGAGCUGCCCCCGAUUUCCCGUUGAUUCCCGUCAGUUUGGUGAUGUUUACAGGACAAAUAACAACAAUCCUUUUUAAUGACCAGUUUAUGUUGGCAACCAGUCCCCCCCCCCCCCACGUCCAGCACGACGUUGGCGAAUAGUUUCAGGGAUUUUAUUGCUGAUGAUCUGUGGGAUUGGGGAUGUUUUUCUGCCUCUCGCGGCCCGUGUCCGGCAGUUUGUUGAUGCGGUUAAUUCCUGUUAUUUCAGUGGAGGUUUGCUGCCUUCUGCUGGUGGCGCUGCUUUGGGGUGGAACAAACCCCUUUUUGAAGAAAGGCACAGAGGGGAUAGAGAAGGUUAAGACUGGGAAUAUGGUCACUCAGGUCUUGGCCGAGAUGAAAUUUUUAUUUCUUAAUUACAAGUAUUUGAUGCCUUUUCUCCUGAACCAAAGUGGAUCAGUUGUUUAUUACUUCACCUUGGCUUCUACAGAUCUGUCCCUGGCUGUGCUCUUGUCCAACUCUCUAACUUUUCUCUGCACGUUGCUGACGGGGAAGCUACUUGGGGAAGAUAUUGGUGGCAAACAGGCGGUUGCAGGAAUGGUGCUGACUACACUGGGUGUCACUCUGUGUGUCGCCAGCAGCCUCACUGCGGAAGCCCGGCGGUGAAAGAACCCAGCUGCCCAGUUUGCAAUUUCGUCAUUUGUGUUCGAUCACCUCAUGAGGUGAGGAAGGAACUAAAUGCAGAGAAGGAAAGAAAUGCUCAGCUGGAUACAGUUCCAGACUGGAACAAAAUAAAUAUUCAAUAACUUUGGGACUGGCUCUUUACAACUGUACAACUUGACUCCAAGCAGAAUGUUUACAUUGUUUACAUUGCAUCAGAAAUUGACAGGGAUUGGAAAGUCGGCUGUAGUUACCUUCAAUCUUGAAACAGAUUCAACCAAUUGUUGUUGUGAAUUUAUUAGUUGAAAUUGGCAAGAAAGCUGUUGUUUUGAGCUGUGGUCAUAAUUAUAUAUUGGUUGGGAUGGAAUAUGCAAAAAUCGUGAAUAUGUUUCUGUCUCUCAACAGAAAGCUAAUAAUAGUAAUAAAUCCUUGUAAUUGAUAUAGCACCUUAUCGCGUCUCGAAGCGCUUCACGGGAUAUACUGCUGCUCUGGUCAAUGCAGACUUGCAGCUAAACCAUAGUUAAAAACAAAAUCAGUUAGUUAUUGUAAUGUCUUAAUUUAUGUGUUUUAAAAAAAAUUCUGCGACAAGGGAUCUUGAACACUAAAUUGAAGCGAUACAUUUUGAAUUGGUGCCGAAUCGGGUUCCCACCACCAGGUGGGAGCACAUUUACAAUCUUAAUCAAAAUGCGAGGAACGACUGAUGCCCCAGUGCCAUGUGGGAUGUUGUUAUAAUAUGGUGUGGGCUGGGCCAGAGCAGCAGUUACAGCAAGUCACUAGGACACAAUUGUACAAUGUUCCGUUUGCUUCUCGGUGGCAGUUAAUCUUCCCUUUGCUCUUAAUUUUAAACAGCAUUUCUAUUUA